This is a messenger RNA of Drosophila ficusphila, 3329 nucleotides long. RefSeq lists its product as uncharacterized. Gene Ontology annotation, biological process: regulation of DNA-templated transcription. Gene Ontology annotation, molecular function: RNA polymerase II cis-regulatory region sequence-specific DNA binding; DNA-binding transcription factor activity, RNA polymerase II-specific; ATP binding. The record is from RefSeq and is a predicted model, not a curated record. The transcript has 6 exons. Gene Ontology annotation, cellular component: nucleus. NCBI's taxonomy places the organism in Eukaryota, Metazoa, Arthropoda, Insecta, Diptera, Drosophilidae. The coding region runs from base 457 to 2466 and encodes 669 amino acids.
UCCGAUCGCCAGUCUCAGCCCCCGUAUAUGUGUGCCAGUGUCUGUGCCAGUGCGUCUGUGUGCGUUAGCGUGUGUGUGUGCCCGUGUGUGGCUAAAUAAAAAUACCACAAUUAGAAAGCCCAAAAUCGAAAAGGUCUGGCCGAAAUUAGAUCAUUUUUUUGAAGUGCUCGCAGUGUGAUCUAACAAAAGAAGGCAACUAAAAUACAAAAGAAAUUCAACUUAAUGUAGGUGCUGGGAGAAACAAUAAUACAUAUUAAAAAUUUAACUCACAAAGAGAAUUAUUUUGCAGAUUGACCAAAUGAGCUGACAAUGAUCGGAUUGAAAGCGUCGACUCUUUGAGGCAGGCAUUGAAAUCAAACCAGAAACCCACGAAACCCGCCGGCAACUGAAUCCACUGAAUACUGGCAACCAAAGAGAGGCCCUGAAAUACCUUGUGCCCAGCUAGCAGCUGCAAUAAUGCACAUUUCUGCUGAGGUCAGUUCGACCACCUCAAAUCAAAUACAGCAGCAACAGCAGCAGCAGCAGCAGCAGCAACACCAGCAGCAGCAGCAGCAGCAAAACCAGCAGCAGCAGCAUCAGCACCAGCACCAGCAGCAACAUCAGUUGCUGCAGCAACAACAACAGACAGCAACAACGACCACAACGAAGCGGCGAAAUGCUGAGUCCUCUGCCAACAAUAACAACAAUUCCAGCACAAACAACAACAACAAUAACACCACAACGAAUAACAACAACAACAAUACGACAACGAACAACAACAACACAAAUAAUAAUAAUGUUAAAACAAAGCCCGUGGACACGAGUCCCUACUUGACCCCGGAGAACCUCAUCGAGCGCACCGUCGAUGUCCUCCUCGCCGAACAUCCUGGCGAGCUGGUCAAGACGGGGUCACCACAUGUGGUCUGCACCACCUUGCCCACCCACUGGCGCUCAAAUAAAACCCUACCGAUCGCCUUCAAGGUGUUGGCUUUGGGCGAGGUCAUGGAUGGCACUAUAGUCACCAUAAGGGCUGGAAACGAUGAGAACUUCUGCGGGGAGCUGAGGAAUUGUACGGCGGUGAUGAAGAAUCAGGUGGCCAAGUUCAACGAUCUGCGAUUUGUUGGCAGGAGUGGAAGGGGCAAGAGCUUCACCCUGACGAUUGUCAUCUCGACGAACCCCAUCCAAAUAGCCACCUACACGAAGGCCAUCAAAGUGACCGUGGAUGGACCGAGGGAGCCGAGAUCCAAGGUGCGACACCAAGGAUUCCAUCCGUUCGCCUUUGGGCCACAGCGCUUUGGACCGGAUCCACUUAUGGCCGGAUUGCCCUUCAAGUUGCCAGGAUUUGCCCACCACCUGGUGGGGAUGCACAGUCACCUGCAUGCUCCCGAUUGGCGGGCCCACAUGACCUUGGGCGGACGUCCUGCCGCCUUUCCCGCCGCCCCCUUCUUCGGCCACCAUGCUGCCUUUCCCACGGCGAGUGGCUUGCGUGGAUUGAGCGGGGACAACCAGCAGCAUCAGCAGCAACAGCAGAUGGCCACCGUGGGUGCGGCACACAGCACCACCAGUCCGGAGGGAUCGCCAACCACCACCACCACGAGCGGCACUCAGCUGAGCGCCUUUGUCCAGCCGCCGAUGACGUCAUCGCCGCCGCCGGUGACCAGUUUGCAGCACGACAAUAACAACAACAACAACAACAACAACAAUAGUAACAGCCACAUUGAUGCGGGCUUCGAAAGUGAUAGUAUUUCGGUGACGGGAUCGCCGAGAAAGAGCCUCGGCUCUCCAUUGACCCACGAUGAGGAGGAGGCGGAAGCGGAGGCGGAGGCGGAGGAGGCGGAAUUGGGUGGCCUAAAUCUGAACACCGCCGCCGUUCAGGGUUCGCUGGGUGAAAGUUCACCCGGAACGGGUGGCGCCUUCACCGCUCUAAUCCAACGCAGCGGCAAAAAUCCCACAGACUUAUUUGGCGGCUUUGCGGGAGCUGGUGGCAAUCACUUUGCCCCCGGUGGCCACAGCUUCAAUCCCGCUCUGGCCGCCCAGCUCUUCCUGCAGAGUCCGCUGCUGCCGCAAUCCAGUCAGUGGUUGUACACGCAACUCUAUGGCAGCUACAGUGAUCUCCCGUGGCUGAGGAACGCAGCUGCUGCAGCGGCGGCCAAUAUAAAUCCAAGCCAGGAAACGGGAGUGCCUCCCUUGAGCAGUAAUCCCGAUCACGAUGGCGUGAACUUGAUCAAGCGGUGCGUCACUCUGAUCACCCACAAUCCGCCGGAUGCGGAAAAUGCCAAUCCGAAUGCCUCGCCGCCGGUCAGUUCCACUCGGAGAUCCCCGUCGCCCGUGGAAACGAUCGAUUUGGAUGAUGUCAGCACCACCUCGCGAUCAGCCAGUGGUUCGAGUGGUGGCGGUGGUGGUGGCAGUGGCAGUGGCAGUGGUGCGGGUGGACCCAUCAGGACGCGAACUCCCAAACCGUCAGCGGAUGUGUGGCGUCCUUACUAGCGGCUGGCGGCCGCCUUGCUCGGCACUUGCCUGGCGGCCCAAGGACAGGGGGGCGGUGGCGGUGGCGGUGGCGGUGGUGACGGUACCAGUACCGCUCAUGAGUAGCGGGAUUACCGGAACACUUAGCUGGCUCUAAAAUUAUAUAUAUAUAUAGGAGUAAAAGAAUAAGGCAGCAGCGAGCUUGUGGUGUUGUGAAUAGUCGCCAUAUCGCAGCUGGCGGGGAUUGCGACUUGAAUUAGUUAGAUAUAUUAAAAAAAACGAUCUCAUAUAAUUCAAUACAUUUUGAAAGGUUUAUUAGGUUUUAACCAAUUAUUGGGCAGGUCAUAAAGUUAAUCAAAAAAUGUACCUUCAAUUUUCUCAAAUAAUUUUUUCUUUUCCUUAUUAAAGUUUUGAAAUAUCAAAACAGAUUUCUAGCUACAUAAACUAUAUACUGUACAACAAAGUAAUGCAAUAAGAAUAAUUCAAAUAUAAUUUUAUUGAAAUAAGUUUAUGCACAUUUCUAAUAUCCGACAAUAAGACAAGCUCUAAUAACAAAUUCAAGUUGCAAAGCUCGCAAUAAGUAAUUUUUUGUGUUUUUUUUAAUGGUCAACCCUAAUAUAAGUGGCUCACAUAUCGAAUUUAAAUCAAUUAGCAUGGCCCUAAGAAUCAAAUAAAUAUAUAUAUAAAUAGUAGAAGGCGGGGGCUCACAUACAUAAUAUAUACGAAUAUAUACGAGAUUUAUGUACAUUGAACAUAUAUAUUGCACUGUAUUUCCCCCUCCUAAAUCAAUAUUGCAAAAAUUAUACGUAGACGUUUAAGAAAGGAACAUUUUUUUUUGCAAAACACGCAAACGUAAGAUUAUAAUAACGGAAUGAAUAAAUAAU